Messenger RNA from Labrus bergylta (ballan wrasse), 2130 nucleotides. RefSeq names its product C1q and TNF related 5 (gene c1qtnf5). The record is from RefSeq and is a predicted model, not a curated record. Lineage: Eukaryota; Metazoa; Chordata; Actinopteri; Labriformes; Labridae. Gene Ontology annotation, molecular function: protein binding.
UCCACCCUCAACCCCUUCUUUCAUAUUGAGUUUGUCUCUGUUGUAUUUCAUAGUUGGACAUUUCUUUUUUAUUUAUGCUGGAAAAAAAUCAAAUACUUUCCUUGGUAUCCGCCCUGUUCGCUCUCCUCCACCCUCAGUCGGUACUCUCCCACCCACCCCAGCUUCUAAUUGGACUUCAUUACCAUUUCCUCUCAGUUCUUCCCUGAAUUACUCUCGGGCUAGGAGGAUCAGCUUCCACUGGAUUGUCUAUGAAACUCACGGACAUUGCACUAAAAGACUUUACCCAUCAUCAUCAUCAUCAUCAGCUGUCCAACUGCAAUGACCUCUCUCAGGCUGGUGCCCUUGCUGCACUCCCUCCUUGUUCUCCAAGUUCAUCUGUCCAACCAGUUAGAAGACAACAAGAUCCCUCCCAGCCUGUGUACCGGCCUCCCUGGUAUCCCAGGGUCUCCUGGAGGUCACGGCGGUCCUGGACAGCCUGGGAGGGACGGGAGAGAUGGGAGGGAUGCCGCUCCAGGGGAGAAGGGAGAAAAAGGGGACAGGGGAGACCCAGGUGAGACAGGGGUUCGAGGAAUUACUGGGGACAGAGGUGACCCAGGACAAAAAGGGGAUAGGGGCCAGGCGGGAGAGUGCGCAGUGGCCCCCAAAUCAGCCUUCAGUGCCAAACUAUCCGAGAGCCAAAAUUUACCCCAAACUGUAGCCGAUGUGGUCCGCUUCAGCAAGAUCAUGCUGAACGAACAGGGCGACUACAACACAGAGACGGGACGAUUCACCUGCAAAGUCCCGGGAGUUUACUACUUUGCCGUCCACGCCACCGUCUACAGAGCCAGCCUGCAGUUUGACCUGAUGAAGAACGGACACACGGAGGCCUCUUAUUUCCAGUUCUACGGCAACUGGCCCAAACCGGCGUCUCUAUCGGGCGGCUCCCUGCUCCACCUUGUCCCUGGUGACCAGGUGUGGGUCCAGAUGGCUCUGUCGGAGUACAAUGGGUUUUACUCCAGCACAAAGACAGACAGCACCUUCACCGGCUUCCUGGUGUACUCAGACUGGAAAAACUCAGCUGUGUUUGCGUGACACAGCUGAAUCAUCUCUAACAUCUCUGAAACAAAACACCACCAUUUACCUAUUAUAUGACAAAGAGAUUCUGGAUAAAGACAAGUUAAUUACAUGUGUCAUUGUACAUCUGUAUUUGGGUUAGACGUAAACAACACUCUGUUUUACUGUCAGGGAAACAUAGUCUACUGGUGAGGUGUGGGUUUCACACAUGGUCAUUAAUGUUGCUUCUUUUGCCGCCUUUAAACUGCUGUGACACAUAGUUAAUGGAACAGAUGAUGUGACAAUGGCCUCCAGCCAACUCCAGGGCACAACUUCAUUUUUACUUUUAUACUUCAUUGCACCUUGUUUCCCCUGAAUUACUUCACAACAACAUUAAAAAAUAAACAUUUGUAGUGUUAAAGACACAAAUGACUGACACAUUUUGUAAUGCAAUGAGUAGGUAGCAAAUAUGAUAUUUAUGUCACUUUUUUGUAUAAGGUCUGCCUCAGUCUGCAGACAUCUGUUUGGUUGUAAAAUCUUACAACCAAACACAUGUGCAUAGUCACCUGAUUAAUGCUGUGGAUGAAGUGUUGAGAUUCUUUGUGUAAAUGGUAUUAAAGCAUACAUACUUCAUAAUUCCAUGUAAAAGUUCUACUUCAGUCUAAAUGCUGAAAUAUCAAAAUGCACUAAAACAAUUUAAAGGAAAAGUACUCAUUCUGCUGACAUGAAAAGGGACCCUGACAAGACAACGACUUUUUGUAAGGAGUCACUUUUCUAAAUAACAGUGUUUUAAUAUUUGACAGAGCAUCAUAUUUUAUGAGUUUAUCGUAUGUUUGUCCUUAAUAUAGGGCUGAAAAGUGAAAAGCUGCCGUUGCAACUGUAAAAUAAAUGUUGUGUCGAAGAACUGCAAUAUUUCCCUCUGCACAAAAAUUGAAAUAUUCAAGUCAAAGAACCUAGAAAGUAUCAUUAAAGUUCCUGUGAAGAACCUUUGGUUUGUGUCGAAUUUGGCGCCCCCUGUAGUCAAAGUAGAACCUCUAAACUCUUGCUGAUUUUGCCCUGUACAUGUGUAAGUAGUGGAUUAAAAAAGCUCAUCCUGUU